AUUUUUGGAUUCAAUCUUGCUGGAGAAAAUCGAAGAUUCUGAAGCUCAGUUCUUCUUGUUGUAACUUGCAGCAAUCUUCUGGAGCUAGAGGUGAAGACUUAAAGAACCCAAAAGUUGUCUUCCUCGGCUGAAGACUUGUCAAUGGACGGUAUCAAAUGUUCCAUUUUCUUUGAGCAUACUUGCACCCAGCCUUGUGAAACUCGAGCUGAGAUGCUUCAUUGUCUUCCCUGGCAGAUUGUCGUAUUUGUAUUGUGGAAGUGAAUGAGCUCCAAG
Molecule: messenger RNA, 273 nt
Organism: Linum tenue
Lineage: Eukaryota; Viridiplantae; Streptophyta; Magnoliopsida; Malpighiales; Linaceae
Source: the annotation of a GenBank genome assembly